Pocillopora meandrina is the source of this 7128-nucleotide messenger RNA. Lineage: Eukaryota; Metazoa; Cnidaria; Anthozoa; Scleractinia; Pocilloporidae. The record is from the annotation of a GenBank genome assembly.
AUGUAUGUGACCGAAUCCAUCAUGUUCUGAUGACAAAUGUUAUAAGACUUGAGGGCUUGUUCUCUUAACAGAUUGUGCAGGCAAGUAGGACAACAGUAUGAAAAAGACUUUUCAGUCUUAACUGGUCCUAUACCAGAGUGCACAUUAGCCUUUACACACGAAAUUGGAAACGAGGUAGGGAGCAUCCGACGACUAUUUAAUAUUAUUCAACAAUUUUUCGCUGAAGGCGAAGUGAAUAUUUGUGAAAAAAUACCUGAGACGAGGUCGAGGGGAUUAUUCAAUGAUAUUCACUGAGCCAGAGGUGAAUAAUUGUUUUAGUAUGAUUAGAGGAGGGUGAUCAUAGCGAGGUCACUAUAGCAAGAUACGACCAAUCAGAGCGCGCGCAUCACUAUAAUCGCCUAAGCAAAGGAAAAAGAUUGAUUAUAACAAAAGAAUGAUCAGACUACACGUUAUGUGAUAAAAAGACCCCCAGGUACAGAAGUUACUGAUAAAGUUUGCCUUUACUAAGGUUGGCCAUUUACUCUGUAGGAUUUACAGAAGAUCAUGGGUCGCAUUUGGUCUGUGCAUGGUUACUCACAAUUAAAGAAUGCUUUAAGACGAGGAAUCAGUUACCAUCACGCUGGACUGAAAAACAGAAUUCGCUGCUGCGUGGAGAUGCUAUUUAGAGAGAAGUAUCUUCAGGUAUAAUUUUAUUGACUGCUUGUUCCUAGAAACGAAGGUGGACGUUUAAGUAAUAACGUGGAGUAAUAUUUUUUUUCUACUGAACCUCUGUCAUCGUAAAUAGCACUGAGGCAUCGCUUUUUCUUAAAAUGAUUGUUUAAAAUAUGAAUUAAAAGAAUGUGUGACUCGGUUAAAAAAAAGAAAUCCAUACGAAAUAUCAGAAAAAGAUGAAAAGGAAUGGUACAGUGGCCUCAUCACUAUUGCACUAGUUUGGUUUGCUUUUAUCAACUGCAAACCGUGGCCUUUGUCAUACAAACUUUUAAAAUUUUGGUUAGUCUCUUUUUCCCCUUUAUUUUACCUUCCUUUUGUUUUUGUUUUUUCUUUUUGCGCACAGCUUACCUAUGAACCUCACCGGUUGUAAACGUUUCGAUAACAAAAAUAUAGUAACUUAACAGUGUAUAGAGACUCGGAGUUUUUUCGCUCCUUUUAGGUCGUUACAGCAACAGGAACCUUGGCCCUUGGUAUUCAUAUGCCUUGUAAAACGGUCGUAUUUGCUGGAGAUUCACCCUUUUUAAACUCCUUACAGUACAGACAGGUGAGUGCACUUUUAAAACACAAGUUUGUAUUCCUACAGAAAAACAAAUCGUUCCCACAGACAAGCGAACCCACUGAAACAGCAGGUGUCUGUACAUGUAAUUUCAUGGAAUGCAAGUGAAUGAAGCAGGCAGGGCAGCUACUUGUUUCCAACAAAAAAAGUACCCUAAAAGAUAGCAAUCACUACAAAUGAGACACAAAUAAUUUUGGAUGUAGCUCUCUUUGUCUGUAAUAAACAACCUUUCUAAGAAUGAUAUCAGUACGGACAGAGUACUUUCUAGUAUCUCUCUUGCAUGAAAGUAGAUCUAACAGUAUCAAGGGGUCGUUAUCCCCUCAGUACUCCUAUCAGACUUCGAUACUCAUUGAAGCAUUUCAAUGAUAAUGACUACAUCACUGUUCUGCCAUCAUGAUUUUGUCCUUUUUUGUCCCUUUUUUCUUCUUUAGGCAGAAAGAGAUAAUUUUUAUCUACAACGAAUCUAAAUUAAGACUUGAUCUUACUCUCUCAUCUAUCUAAUUUCAGAUGUCUGGCAGGGCAGGUCGCCGAGGUUUUGACCCUGUGGGAAAUGUAGUGUUUUUUGGAGUUCCUUUCCGUAAAAUUCAACGUCUUAUCACAGCCAAUGUUCCAAAGAUUGUUGGGAACUUCCCCAUUAACGUAUCAUUGGUGUUGCGCUUGCUUCUGAUGAUAUCAAAGGGAGAUGAUGUAAAAGAUGCACUCACGAAGGUUUGUAGGAAAGACGCCUCCACAUUUCUUCUCGAAUAAUUCGCCUAUUCCUUUUGCGUUAGAUACUUUGUACGAUUGUUGCCAGCUUUUAUCGAUAAUCAACUCUCUUCGUGCUGAAGGCGAUGUGAAUUGUGUCGCACGAUAACAGUUACAGCUUCUUUGAAGUCUUUCAUAGAAUACUUUCCUUCCUCGUCCUCAGCUACGAAUAAGACGAGGAAAUGUACUACUAGAACUUAUAUCAUUGCAGACAAUCUAAAACGUACAGAUGAGAUUUUACGAAAUUUACGUGAAACAAUGGUCAGUUCUUAGUCUUAUUUACACAGUAAUAUGCAAAAUCCCAACUGAUCGUUUCUCAGUCAAUUCAUGAACACACUAAUGCCCCAUUCACACCAAAGCUUAAACAUGUUUAAAAGUUGUUUUGUUAAACACAGUUUAAUUUUUUUUUUCUUCAUAGAAACUAUUUAACCGAAUAUUUUUGACUUGAAUGUAGCACAUCGGAAAUGCAAGUUAGCAAGUACUUGAAUCCUAUGGAAAAUCAAGUUUUUCAGUUCUCUGUUUAUAAUUUUCAUUCAAUGAAAACCAGUUUAACAAAACAUGUUUUGCUGGUGUGAAUGGGGUAUAAGUUAUGUACUUACUCUCAUUUUCAGGCUCUCUCACUGCUGUCGCACCCUUUCAUCUCCAUUACUCACGCCGGAAUGGAGGGCCAGAUUAAGAAACAUUUCUUAUUCAGCGUCGAGCUUCUUGCCAGAUUGGUGAGUGUCAAAAUCAGAUUAUUUCUACCGCAGAAAUGAGAGGCAAGGUAGAAAUAUUUUGCUAGUAUCAGUUAUCCUUGUUUUCCUUGGUUACAAGUUUGUCUAUGUACUUCAAGUUAGGUGAUCACAUAUUCGCUCUUGCAGUUCAACAGUCUUACUAUAAACUUUUAAGCUCGCUCAAAUCCUGUAAACCUUUUCUUUGCAGGGUCUUAUAAAACAAGAAAACGGCGCUCCUCAGGAGAUGGCAGGACUGGCGACACAUCUUCACUAUCAUGAGCCCUCAAACUAUGUGUUGGUCAGUUUUCUUCAACGCGGUCUCUUCCACAAGAUUUGUCAGCCGGGAAAGAAUGGUAAGGACUAUUUAUCUUCCCUCAGAGUACAUAAUAUUCAUAGCCUCCAACCAAAGGUUAUGGAAGAUUAGAAUGCUUAUGAUAUCAUACUAUUGAUCGCUAUCACAGGAAAAUUCUCAGACGACGUGUUGAGAAAGAUGGUGCUCGUUCUAAGCCACUUGUUCGGCAGACGAUACCUUCACCCUUCAUACAAACGAGCGGUCCAUUUGUGCCCGACGUCAAAAGUAUGUUUUUGUAAAUUUUGAAAAAUGUAAAGCUGUUUUAACACGCUUUAUUGAGCAAACUUGUGUUAGUUUUUGUCAUUUGGUAUGAAUGAUAACGUAUCAUCAUAACAAGUUUGGUCAUUAUUAUCAAUCUAUCUUGACGCCCGCCUUAUGAUCACCCAGAAAAUAUUUAAUCAUUCCGUUCUUUAGUGCAGUUAAAUUUGGCCUUUCCAGAGAAGUACCCAUUAAGUGGCGGGAUAGAAGAGUAAUACAGGGCCUGUAUCGGGAGAGAGACAUUUCUAUCUUAACCAACAAAUAAGUAUUGCAGAAGAAAAGUACUUAGAAAAAUUAAAACUUAUGAGAAUGUCUAGAAAACGCUCUGGCACCGGUUUUUCAAGGGGUGGAUAACGCUAUCCGCUGGAUAAAUCUCUAUAUGGUGGAUAGCGUUGUAAAUUUUGUUGACAUUUAUCCACAUGGAUAGCGAGUUAUCCAUCAUUUGAAAAACUGGGCUUAGUUGUUUAUUGACUGGUCGUUGUAGAAAGAUAAUUUGGCAUUUACCGCACACUUUUGUGACCGCAGUCGUCUUGGAGUUGCUAAAGUAAGAGUAAGUGUCUAAACCGUUCCUCAAGACAAAUUGAAUACCGUAUAUGAGCUUAUUAAGCUUCUUCUUCUCAUUGCCACAGCAUAUUUCAAGGGACUUAGCUGCAUCUCAGUUGAGCCCGUUUCGUUGCUUGACUAGCAUCAGCUUUCCUAUGCUUUUAAAAACAGAUGAUUCUCACUGCUUGUUUUUCGGUUUUUGUUUUUCUUUUACGUAUCUCAUCCCUUUCAAGGUAAUUUUGAAGGAUCUUCCAGAUGAAUUUGCUACGGCUCUAAGAGAGUACAACCGCCAAGUCACAGAUGUCUUUAGUCAGUACCUCACUACGGUGGCUGCAGACCUCGAAAAGGAAAGAGGAGAGGAGAACAAACUCCCUUUAUCGGGCAUAGGUAAAAUACGAUCCCUUAUUAUUUUAUAUGUGACCGUUUUUUUUACCAAUGGUCGUCAUACUAUGAGUUGUUGGUUAUUUUGGCGGCAAGUAAAAUUUUUUAGUGGAUCCAUCACCAGUUCCUUCGCAUUGCAAGGCUCCGUUUUCCGUGAAAACAAUUAUUUGUAUUUCACGGCUUUGACAAGAAUUACACUUGACAUGUUUUGUCAGCGUUUGUUUGUUUGUUUCUUUCUUUCUGUUUUUUUUUGCAAGCGACACUAACGAGUCAGCUCUGCGCAACGGCUAAAAGGAAGGCCUGGUGCUAUUUUGGCAAUUCUAUUUCCAGAUCGAAGAGGAUAAUUCUUGGCAAAUUUCUCACUCUGUGCUAAAAAGGCCCCUCUCCUUGGUUUACUUACAUCGGUCCACAUUCCCAUACGAAGUACAUCGUACAUUGGUUAAUUGCUGUACACUGUACCUAUGGUAAUAGUUCAAAAGAGAGAAACACCCGUGAGCAAGGUUAAGCUUAACAGUAAACGUAGGUAAAUUCAAUUUUGAAGUUAAAAUGUUCUUAUUUACCAAACGGAGUAAACUUCUUUUGCAGAAUUUCCAAAGCAAGCAAGUGUUGGUGACGAUGAAAAGUACGAUGUUAUCGAAGGGCUCGUGUCCUCAUCCAUACCGUACUCCGCCUGCUCUUCCUUCGCUGCAUUGUCGGGAAAUUCAGACAUACAAUUGCAUUCUUCAAGCGAGACCGCAGCCAGUUAUCCAAAAUCACACGAAAGAAAUGUCGACGUCGCCAAAGAGAACGCAACAGUUGAGCUUUAUGAAGAAGAUAUAGAAGAAGAACCAAUUGAUCAUCUGCUUGAGGUGAAAAAAGUUUCCCAAUACCCCACGUCCCUUAAAAUUUUGAAAAAGUUCUCUAACACUUUCGACGUGAUUUCGCAAGGUUGCAUGCAUUUUGUUCUUUCGUCAUUUUAAUUAGUAGCAUACUUGUAAAAACCUUUGGAAACUGCUUGCACUUCAUUCGGUGGAAGUUUUCUCAAACAACCUAAACGAUCAAACACUGGUUAAAUUUAUUUGCUGACACUUGAUCCUGAGAAAACUGCCAAAUAUGAGUUUUUUAUCUAACAGUUCUUUCACGUUUGGAACUACAAUCAUUUCAAAACAAUCUGUAUUUUCUCUUUUCGUACUUUAUAUGUUUUCACUUACUCUUUUUACUCUUGACUGUACAGUUACGUGAAGCAUCGUCGAAACGUCAUCACAAUACUUUUACGAACAGUUUUUAUAAAUUUUUAUAAAGUUUUUAUGUAUUUUAACAACGGUUUAGCGUUGAACUUUGCAAUCAAAUGUAAUUUCGUCCUGUGGCAGUUUAAGUAGUUACAACACCAAUUUAAUACCGUUACCAAAUUCGGCUACCACUUUUUCUUUCAGAUUGUUCGACGAGAUGUUUACACCGACAUCCAUGUUGUUCCCAUCCUCCGGCUGAAAAAAUGCAACCCAGUCGGAAGUGCUAUGCCCUUGAAUGCUUAUGCUCUGGAUUUUUUCAAGCACGGGUCUGCCAAAGUCAUUGAGAAAGAAAACGGGUCAGUAAGUUAAUCACAGACGUAUUUGUAAAAGUUCUCCAGUGAGAGAAGCGAAGAGGCAUCUUGAUCAUUGGAUCAAGGAAAGAUAGAUUUUUAGAGCUUAACACUUUCAUCACAGUGUCACUCUUCACCCAGGUGGUACAAAGUGUUAGAGAAAUCCACUGAAAUGCUUAGACAACCUACAGUGAACUAACAUCCCAUUCCAAGAGGAACACAUCAUUACCCUUAGUCACUCCAUGCCUUGAAGCACCCUCUGACAGUUAUAAGUCACCUGCCUUUGAAUUUUUGUCAACCCCUCAAGUCUUCCUUUAUUCAUAAGCCUCUGUUUUACGAUUGCUGAACAUUGGGGAAAAACUGUAUUGUAAACUAACCGUCAAGCUUAUUCCCCAUAGUUAGAGAGACAUUACGUACCUUUCGAGUUAAAAUUGGGUGUGGUUAGCUAAAAGAUUCGAGGAAACCACUUGUUAUAGGCGUGCAUAUCUUUUAGUGACUCACAUGCCACCACUGUUCAUACAAAUCUUUAGGAGUUGUAUUCAGGCGUGACUUAAAGUUGAAUGCAUGUUUAUUUUGUAGAAUCAAGGCCGGAGAAGUUUUUCAAGUGUUAAAGGAUUUUGUCCUAACCAUGAAGUCAAUCAGGUAAAAAAUGGUUAUACGUAAUGCAGUGUCGACGUUUCAGUCAAUGUUCUAUGACUAACGAAACAUCCAGUCCUGAUCGUCUUACGAAACUCGACAAGAUGUAUGUAAAGGGCGAGUGAUAAAGUAAACUUUGUACGCGAGAACGAAAGAAAACAAUCGGUUAAGUGUUGUUGUUGCUGUAGUAGUUCUUGUCAUAGGAUUAACCCUUGUGGUUGAAAGCUAUUGACGCGUUUACGGACACUUCAGUUUGCUGUUUCCUCCAGCUGCAGCCACUAAGAAAUUAAACGAUAAAUUCUAAAAGUCGCAUGGUAGGAGAUCUUGGUUUAGUAAGUUUAAGUCAGGGAGUAUUAGGGUAUUUAUUAGGGAAAUAACUUUUAACUUUAAAUUUUCUUUAUUCGCAGUACUUCUCUGGAAGAGCUGGGUCCCGAGGGGGAUAAUGUGGUGGUAGCUUUCAAACAGCUCGCCGAGGAGUAUGGAAACAAGUUCAGAAAGCAGUUUGAUGCGGACAUUUGAAAUAGUCCUCCCCGUAGUUGAUUAAAUGUCCUUAGAAAAAAUCAGUAAGUCAACGAAAGAAAGGAUUUGCCGAUUGCUAACCGAUUUGAAGUUAUAAUUUUUGAGGACAACCAUAGGUGAUCAAUGCGGAAAAUUUUUGUUUUCUAAAGAAAGAGUU